AUGUGUACAUCCGCAGAUGUAAAGGAUGCUGCCUCUCGGCUUGCGGAAUUCGCCGAUGAAGCGGCCAGAUUCUUUCACCAACUUGAUCCCUCCAAAAAGGACAUUACAAAACGACCAGAACAGUUGGAAAGCUUGUCAAGAUUAGCAAGCGAUUUUAAACUAGCCCCAUCAACCGACAUAAGCGACACCGAGAAGCAGCUCGAAUUCACAACGCAAAUCUUGCUUCACUGCUCUGAGAUCAUAAGAGACAUUCUGACCGAGCUUAACUGGCGUGAACCCACUUUGGUCAAGCCGGAGUCGUUAACAGUAUAUGAAAUCAUCAAUAGAAAGAGAGGUAGAGACCUUUUCGAAGAACUGGAACGAGAGCAGUUAUGUCUUGCGGCUUUCCGAAACGCAGAAUUUAAAUCACUGUCCUGUGUCCCCAACGCUUUACAUCAACCAGAGUAUUCAAACUCUUUUGAACAACGCGAGAAAGAGCUUUUGCAUUAUUUGUUUGUCACCGAUCCACGACAAGAUCUUGCAUCCCUCGAAGCAGCAAAGGGCCGUGUUCUCGAAGGAACAUGUACCUGGAUCACUGAGAUUCCCGAUUUCCGUUAUUGGCUUUUACCUCCCAGCAAAUGCAAGGGUAUUUUCAUCCAAGGAAGUCAAGGUACAGGAAAAACCAUGUUGGCCAGUUACAUCGCCGGUCAACUCGAACGAUUAUCCGAACACACGCCUGACAAUACCGUGCUAUACUUCUUUUGCAGCCAGGGCAACAUCUACAAGAACUCCGCUACGGCUGUUCUCCGUGGACUCAUAUGGCAACUGUGCAAAUUGAGACCGCAGCUCAUACGACAUGGGCUCGAACCUCUUCGAGCUCACGGUAGCGACCGAAUAGCUUUAGCAAAAAAUGUGGUCGGGACACUUUGGCAAAUAUUUGUCGCCAUGAUUCGAGAUCCACUCGCAGGAAGUAUCACUUGUAUCCUCGAUGGAAUCGACGAGUGCGAUGUGGGAUCGAUCAAGAGCUUAAUUGAGCGGUUAUCUGAACUAAUAACCCCGCCACAAUGUCCUCAAAACUUUCGACUCCUCAUGACAUGUCUCGCGGUACCUCCCCAGAUGAAGCACAAGGAUACUAUUUCGAUCUUCUCUCUCGAUUCAGGGCUACGAGAGAGCAAUGCUCGAGAUGUUCAGCUCUACAUAAAGACCAACGUCGAGAAGAUCGCACAAGACAAUGGGUGGUCUUUGCAACUCCACGAUCAAGUAGCAACAACUCUCGCAUCACGAUCCAACCAGUCGUUUCAUUGGGCAAGCUUGGUGCUUUCUGACCUCCGAUACAAAUCUCAACUUCAGAUACCAUUACACAUCAGGUGUCUGAGUAAUAGUUUUGAGACUACUUACGGCAACAUUCUGCAGGAGAUCCCAGUCGAACACAGAGAAAGGAUGCGAUUAUUUCUCAGUUGGUUAUUGCUUGUACAUCAUCCUCUGACUAUUGAAGAGCUAAAUGCCUUAAUGGGAGGCCAUAGUUCUGACUCAGAGGCCAGCAUUGAAGAUCUAAAGGCCUAUUUAAAGAUUUGCAGAUCCCUUCUCGUUAUCAGACCAGAGAUAAGAAAGUCUGGCUUGGAAUAUGAGACAGUGCAGACUGUCCAAUUAUCUCAACGCUCGGUUCGAGACUAUUUUCAUCGAUACAUGACAGCUGAGAGGGCUGGCCCGGGAUUCUUUCAGAUAAUUUCCGAUAAAGACCAUGAGUCUAUUGCAUCGCGGUGUUUGGACCUGAUGGAAGAGUUACUUCCAGCGUGGUCCGAGGGUAAAACAGACGAGAGGUUCGGUUUAGUGAUUCCUUAUGCAGCCCGAUACUGGUUUCGCCAUCUCAGAGAGUGCCCUCAGUUACUUGAGGAUGACAAACUAGCAACAAAAGCUAUGUCAUUCCUGACUCAGGACAGCGUCAACCGAGGAUUGUGGUUCACAUACCUUUCCAAGUUCAGAGAUGCACAAGAGUAUAUCAAAGACCAAUGGACUGCAAGAAAGCAUGGUCAACAUUUUCCUACCAUCAACGGACUUGGAGAAAUCACCGAUGUUAUUAUUGUCGAGCAACCAAAGGAUCUUACUUCAGCAGACAAGCUCAGCGCUUUGCAACUAGCUUCACUGCUUGGUAUAAUGUCAGUUGUUCGAAAGAUCAUCGAUACCACAAGUCUGGCAAGAUAUCUGCGGCAGACCAAUAUUCGAUCUUCACUAUACAGCUUCUCCCUCUCGCAGCCCAGAAGCGAGGUUCGCAUACUGAAAACCCGGGAAGGGCAACCACUGUUAGCCACCGCGGAACUUGUGGCAAUGACUCCUCUCGAACUAGCUGUCCUCGAGGGACACAAGAAGGUUGUGUCUCUUUUGUUGGAACGCCAUCCACACUCGAGCAUGCGACCAGAUUCGACUUUUGCUCUGGAGACGGCUAUCAGUCGAUGUGACAAGGAAAUGGUCAAGCUUCUGAUUAGUGCUGGAGCCCCAAAAUUGAGAGCUUCCAGGAAUGCAAAUGGACCUGUCGGUAAUGCAGUCACCAACAAUCGCUUAGACAUGGUGGAGUUUCUUUGCAAAUCUGAUAAGGAUAUCUGGGUACGGAAAGAUUCGAAACAGGAUGAGAUUACACAGGCUUUAUUAAAUCUUGCCAACGAUGCGACACCAUCUCCUCAUGAUGAACCUAGGUUUGAGGACUACGCAAGAAUUCUGAUUCACGGAGGUGCUUCGCCAAAUGGUACUGUCUCAUACCAUGAAGGUCACAGUUUAAGGCAUUUGAAAUAUGGACUCCUACAGUUGCUACACAGUCGAGGAAUCACUCUUCAAGCCCUUGGACCAUUUCCAGACGAACAAACACCCCUGAUGCUCGUCAUCUCAUCAAUGCACUUGAACUGCCCUGGAGUUGACCCAACAGAAAUCGUACAAUUUCUUUUAGAUUCAGGCGCCUCCAUCAACCAAACAGACCGAAAAGGGUGGAGCGCUUUGCAUCACGUCGCUAACCAGAUUGCGCUGGGGAGGGCAAAGAAGGCAUGGGAGGAUAUGGAAGAUGAUGAGGAGCACAAGUUAUAUGGUAUUGCUGGCCUCUUAAUCGAAGCUGGUAUUAACCAGGAUCUAGAGGAUAAGGAAAAGCGCAAGGCCACUGACAUUCUUGAGGUUGUGGGUGCUCCGGUGUGGAAACAGGACAUGUCAUGGUACAGACGUUUUAUGGGAAGUGAACCUAUAAGGAGGAUGUCUCUUGAAUAG
Molecule: messenger RNA, 3225 nt
Organism: Fusarium venenatum
Lineage: Eukaryota; Fungi; Ascomycota; Sordariomycetes; Hypocreales; Nectriaceae
Molecular function (GO): protein binding
Source: RefSeq, a predicted model, not a curated record